GCAGUAGACUGGAUAGACUUGCAAAAAUAGAGCGAUGUGGAUACGCUUCUCCAAAGGCCCAGGCCCAGAUGAUGGAGGUACUAGAGUAAUUUUCUGUAUAAGACUUAAGCCUCAGGCAUCCAUACCUCCUGCUGGCCAAUGAAAAGCUCCCCGCUUGAGUCACACAUUGUUUCUCCAGUCAACACCAUGAGAGUGUUAGCAGCGUGCCCCCACCUCGCAGCUAUAACUUCUCGCGCCUGCAAACCCCACUAUCUUGUUGCUACACGGAAUUUUGACCUGCUCUGCAACACAACCACAUCUUCCCCGCGAACAUAUCCAGGUCGACCGACCCGAUCGAUUCAGCAUAUUCACUCCUCUUCGCGAACUUCAAUCCACUCUAUCGCGAAAAUGGCGGAGAGAACCAUUGAUGAGCUCACGUCUCUGCUCAAGCAAUCCACGUUAUCUAGUCGCGUGCCAAAUGAAACGGACCCUGUCAAACUAUCAUCUGCUGUCUUUCCUGAGGCAAGCUACACCGAUGCUGAAAAGGACGAGAUUUCACAAUGGGUCAUUAGCUCAUCACACCUCUCUUCGACGACCGAAGACGCAGCCAAGAAGACGGAGCGACUCUCUCAAUUGAAUACGCACUUUGCUGCGCGAACAACGUUAUUGGGUUCUAAACCUUCUGUUGCCGAUAUCGCUGUGUACCAGGGUCUGGCACCUCAGGUGCAGGUCUGGACAGACGAAGAGCGGACCGGCGAGCACGGCUACCAUCACAUCGUCCGUUUCGUGGACUUCGUCCAGAAUAGUUCCAUCUACGGCCUACAGCUAGAUGUCGCGAAAAAGAUCAGCAUAGAUCCUGACAAUGUCAAGUUUGCUAUCAAACCUGUCGAUAUGAAGGCCGAGAAGGAACGCAAGAAGAAGGAAAAGGAGGCCGCAGCAGCAGCAGCAAAGGGUGCGGUCGACGCUGGGGCAACUCCUACCUCUCUCAGUGGACAAGCCAGUGACCCAACUGGCCAGGGCAAGAAAGAGAAGGCAAAAGGCAAAGUCGAGCAAUUAGGCGACGCUGUAGCUGCGGCAGUGGGUAAGGAGACACCAACAUCAAAGAAGAAGGAGAAGAAAGAGAAAGCACCCAAGGCGAAAGCUCCGCCACCCGCUGAGAAGCCCCUUUCUCCAUGUUUGAUCGAUCUCCGCGUAGGGCACAUUCUCAAGGCUGAAAGACACCCCAACGCAGACAGUCUUUACGUCAGCACAAUUGCUUGCGGCGACGCUCCAGGCACUGAUAACACUUCCGAGUAUGAGGGUCAGACUGUGCGCACAGUUUGUUCAGGUCUCAACGGUCUCAUUCCUCUUGAGGAAAUGCAAAACCGUAAGAUCGUUGCCGUCUGCAAUCUGAAACCAGUAACCAUGCGGGGGAUAAAGUCUUGUGCUAUGGUGCUUGCCGCUUCACCCAAGGUUCCAGAGGGUGGAGAUAGUCAUGCAGGCCCCGUUGAGCUUGUCAACCCACCCGCCGAGUCCAAGGCUGGCGAGCGCGUAUUCUUUGAAGGAUGGGAAGGUGAGCCAGAGCCAGUCUUGAAUCCGAAAAAGAAGAUUUGGGAGACCAUUCAACCAGGCUUUACAACUACAGUUACCAAAGAAGUUGGCUUUGAGGUCGGAGACGUGCCACAGCUCUCUGGCGAAGGAGAAGCCAAGAAAUCAGGGCUAGCUAAGCUCAAGACUGCUCAAGGCCUCUGCACGGUACCUACACUUGAGGGCGCUACUGUCCGAUAAACAAAAUGACUCAACAAAAUAAUGCCAUCAAAUGAAAUGACUGGGAGGCACAACCGAUCCUGCCAUGUCAAACAAAGCAUGAAGGCCCUUGCACUGCCCAUCGGGUCCAUCUGUGAUAACAGAAAUAAGUAGAGACAUACAGCAGAUAAGUCUGAGGGUAUGAAGUGGCAGCUGAAGUAGCAGAUCCGGCAAUAGAGAACUACUAGCGAUAAAGACAAUCGAUUCAAGAUUAUUUCUCAAAACUUCCCACAAGGUCUAACAGAAUACUUCACGUGACAGUUUUCCUAUCAGUCUGUCAAGGGUAUCGUUUCAUCCCCGCAUGUUUCACGAAUCAUUCAAGCCAUGCCGGAGUUAGUAUUCGGGAGCAAAUGAGGCGUUGCUCUCAGUUUUUGAGGGUUUUAUGAAUGCCUCAAAACCAUGGCCAUCACAGCAG
Pseudovirgaria hyperparasitica is the source of this 2179-nucleotide messenger RNA. RefSeq names its product nucleic acid-binding protein. Gene Ontology annotation, molecular function: tRNA binding. The record is from RefSeq and is a predicted model, not a curated record. Gene Ontology annotation, cellular component: methionyl glutamyl tRNA synthetase complex. The coding region runs from base 388 to 1746 and encodes 452 amino acids. NCBI's taxonomy places the organism in Eukaryota, Fungi, Ascomycota, Dothideomycetes, Acrospermales, Acrospermaceae. The transcript is spliced from 2 exons.